This is a messenger RNA of Rhinolophus ferrumequinum (greater horseshoe bat), 5242 nucleotides long. RefSeq names its product phosphoribosylglycinamide formyltransferase, phosphoribosylglycinamide synthetase, phosphoribosylaminoimidazole synthetase (gene GART). The record is from RefSeq and is a predicted model, not a curated record. The transcript is spliced from 22 exons. Lineage: Eukaryota; Metazoa; Chordata; Mammalia; Chiroptera; Rhinolophidae. Gene Ontology annotation, molecular function: metal ion binding; phosphoribosylformylglycinamidine cyclo-ligase activity; phosphoribosylamine-glycine ligase activity. Gene Ontology annotation, cellular component: cytosol. Gene Ontology annotation, biological process: adenine biosynthetic process; 'de novo' IMP biosynthetic process. Bases 175 to 3207 code for a protein of 1010 amino acids.
CCCGGAUCCCGGUGGGCUGACUUCCGGCGCGCGCGGGCGCUCGAGCUCCAAGCGCGCAGUCGAACUUGUGAGUGCCAGCGGCCAGAAGGCCUUGAGUCGACAUUGUGUUCGUGCGUAAGCCCUCGGCGCUUUUAACUCUCAUUUUCCUUCUGAAUUCCUACUUUGCAGACAGCAAUGGCAGCCCGAGUACUUGUAAUUGGCAAUGGAGGAAGAGAACAUGCACUGGCGUGGAAACUUGCACAGUCUAAUCAUGUCAAACAGGUGUUGGUUGCCCCAGGAAAUGCAGGCACUGCCUGCUCUGAAAAGAUUUCAAAUGCUGCCAUCUCCAUCAGUGAUCACAGUGCUCUUGCUCAGUUCUGCAAAGAUGAGAAAAUCGAAUUCAUAGUUGUUGGACCAGAGGCACCUCUGGCUGCUGGAAUUGUUGGGAACCUGACAUCUGCAGGAGUGAAAUGUUUUGGCCCCACAGCAGAGGCAGCUCAGUUAGAGUCCAGCAAAAGAUUUGCAAAAGAAUUUAUGGACCGACAUGGAAUCCCAACUGCACAAUGGAGAGCUUUCACCAAACCUAAAGAGGCCUACAGCUUCAUUAUGAGUGCAGAUUUCCCUGCUUUGGUUGUGAAGGCCAGCGGUCUUGCAGCUGGGAAAGGUGUGAUUGUUGCCAAGAACAAAGAAGAGGCCUGCCAAGCUGUGCAGGAGAUCAUGCAGGAUAAAGCUUUUGGAGCAGCUGGAGAAACAAUUGUCAUUGAAGAACUUCUUGAAGGAGAAGAGGUGUCUUGUCUCUGCUUCACUGAUGGAAGGACUGUGGCCCCCAUGCCCCCAGCACAGGACCAUAAGCGAUUGCUGGAAGGAGAUCACGGCCCCAACACAGGGGGGAUGGGAGCCUAUUGUCCAGCACCUCAGGUUCCUAAGGAUUUGUUGCUAAAAAUUAAAAAUACCAUUCUUCAGCGGACAGUGGAUGGCAUGCAGCAGGAGGGUAUGCCAUAUACAGGUAUUCUCUAUGCUGGUAUAAUGCUGACUAAGGAUGGCCCAAAAGUUCUGGAGUUUAAUUGCCGUUUUGGUGAUCCAGAGUGCCAGGUGAUCCUCCCACUUCUUAAAAGUGAUCUUUACGAAGUGAUUCAGUCUACCUUAGAUGGCCUGCUGUGCACCUCUCCACCCCUUUGGCUUGAAAACCGCACUGCCAUAACUGUUGUCAUGGCAAGUAAAGGUUAUCCAGGAGACUACACCAAGGGUGUGGAGAUCACAGGGUUUCCUGAGGCUCAAGCUUUAGGACUGGAGGUGUUCCAAGCUGGUACUGCCCUAAAAGAUGGCAAAGUGGUGACUAAUGGUGGUAGAGUUCUUACUGUCACAGCCAUUCGGGAAAAUCUUAUCUCAGCCCUUGAAGACGCCAAGAAAGGACUAGCUGUUAUAAAGUUUGAGGGAGCCAUUUACAGGAAGGACAUCGGCUAUCGUGCCAUAGCUUUCCUGCAGCAGCCCAGGGGCCUGACUUACAAGGAAUCUGGGGUAGACAUUGCAGCUGGAAAUAUGCUGGUCAAGAGAAUUAAACCUUUAGCAAAAGCCACCUCCAGACCAGGCUGUGAUGUUGAUCUGGGAGGUUUUGCUGGUCUUUUUGAUUUGAAAGCAGCUGGUUUCAAAGAUCCUCUUCUGGCCUGUGGAACAGAUGGCGUUGGAACUAAAUUGAAAAUUGCCCAGCAGUGCAAUAAACAUGAUACCAUUGGUCAAGAUUUGGUUGCAAUGUGUGUAAAUGAUAUUCUGGCCCAAGGGGCAGAGCCCCUCUUCUUCCUCGAUUACUUUUCCUGUGGAAAACUUGACCUCAGUACGACUGAAGCUGUCAUUGCUGGAAUCGCUAAAGCUUGCGGAAAAGCUGGAUGUGCCCUCCUUGGAGGUGAAACGGCAGAAAUGCCUGACAUGUAUCCUCCUGGAGAGUAUGACCUAGCCGGUUUUGCCGUUGGUGCCAUGGAGCGGGAUCAGAAACUCCCUCACCUGGAAAGAAUCGCGGAAGGGGAUGUCGUUAUUGGAAUAGCUUCAUCUGGUCUUCACAGCAAUGGAUUUAGCCUUGUGAGGAAAAUUGUAGCUAAAUCUUCCCUUCGGUACUCCUCUCCAGCACCUGAUGGCUGUGGUGACCAGACCUUAGGGGACUUACUUCUAACUCCAACCAGAAUCUACAGCCAUUCACUGUUACCUGUCUUGCGUUCAGGACAUGUCAAGGCCUUUGCCCAUAUCACUGGUGGAGGAUUGCUAGAAAACAUCCCCAGAGUUCUCCCUGAGAAACUUGGGGUGGUAUUAGAUGCCCAGACCUGGAGGGUCCCCAGGAUCUUUUCAUGGUUACAGCAGGAAGGACAGCUCUCUAAAGAAGAAAUGGCCAGAACAUUUAACUGUGGCAUUGGGGCUGCCCUUGUGGUAUCAAAGGAACUGACAAAGCAGAUUCUAAAGUAUAUUCAGCAGUGCCAGGAAGAAGCCUGGGUGAUUGGCAAUGUGGUGGCAUGCCCUGAAGGUUCUCCUCGUGUGAAAGUCAGGCACCUGAUUGAAGCCAUGCAAACAAAUGGACCAAAAUUGCAGGAUGGCACCAUGAAAAAUAAUUUCGCUGUCCAAACAAAAAAGGCAAGAGUAGCUGUCUUAAUAUCUGGAACAGGAUCAAACCUCCAAGCUCUCAUCGCCAGCACACAGGCACCAAGUAGCUCUGCGCACAUUGUUGUCGUUAUCUCCAACAAAGCCGGGGUGGCUGGCUUAGAUAAGGCGGCCAGAGCCGGCAUUCCGACCAGAGUAAUUAAUCAUAAAUUAUAUAAAAGUCGUGUAGAAUUUGACACUGCAAUUGACCAAGUCCUUGAAGAGUUCUCCACAGACAUAGUCUGUCUUGCAGGAUUCAUGAGAAUUUUAUCUGGCCCCUUUGUCAGAAAAUGGAAUGGGAAGAUGCUGAACAUCCACCCUUCCUUGCUCCCUUCUUUUAAGGGUGCAAAUGCCCACGAGCAAGCCCUGGAUGCCGGUGUCACAGUAACUGGGUGCACUGUGCACUUCGUAGCUGAAGACGUAGAUGCUGGACAGAUUAUCUUGCAAGAAGCUGUUCCAGUGAAGAGGGGUGACACUGUUGCAACUCUGUCUGAAAGAGUGAAAUUAGCCGAACAUAAAAUAUUUCCCGCAGCCCUCCAGCUGGUGGCCAGUGGAACUGUACGGCUUGAAGAAAAUGGCAAGCUCUGUUGGGCCAAAGAGGAAUGAAGCUGCCUAAUUCAGGAAUGGCACCAGCUUUGAAAGAAGUCUAGCUGUUUGUAUGGUAGCUUUUUAUUAUGGACUCAGCCCAAAAGAAAAACCAAAAAAAGGAAAAAAGAGGACCUCACUCACCCUUAACCUCUUCGGCCCUUUGUUAAUGAACAGAGAUUCAUUACAAGCAAAACGAGUGAAGCAUUUCUAAGACAUGUAGUGGCUUCAGUGGUGUUUCAGGUUUUACCAGUUUAUGACCUUUCCCUAUUUUGUUUUAGUUGUAUGUUCUCUAGUCUUUGGAAAGUUAUCCAACAAGUCUAAUAGUAAUAGCUCUCCCCCAUAUUGUUUAUCUGUGCUGAUUUGAACUGAGAUCUCUCAUUAUCCUGAUCAUGAUUUAAUGGCAUAAAAUUUCUGGGUAGCUCCCAUUUCUGAGGGAUAGUAUCCCUUGUACUUUGAAAUAUCAUUAAACGUCCCUCUAAUUGUUGACAGAUUUUAUAAUACCCAGAUUUUAGCUGCUUAGUUAUUCUAUGGAUUAUAUACAUCCGUACUUUUAUAGGGCACUGGAGGGUUAAAGGGACAGUUUUAGUGGCUUCUAGAUUCAAACAGGACUUUAGGCAGGUUACGCAUUCUAUCACCCCAUCUACUAAAGUAGCAAAUGCCUAUCGUAUGGUUGUUUUGAUAAUUAAAUUUAGUACUUGUGAAAUGCUUAGAACAGUGCUUGGGACAGAGUAGGCACUCAAAGCUUAGCAUUUAUUUCAUAAUUCCUGCUGGUUAUGAAAGCUGUUGUAACUAUUCUUAAGACAAAUACACCUUGAGCAUAAACUCAAGCAUGGUGAUAAGUGGAAUAUUGGAAGAGUGGUAGUUCUUUUUAGAAGAAGUGAAGGCAAGUGGAUGGCAAUCUACCCAGACUAGUGAAGAAUACUAUGGCAUUGCAUAUUAUUUUCCUUUCUAGCUGGUCAUUCAGAGUCUGGAUUUGCAGUUCUGGAACUAGGAGGACGAGGCUGCUAGUGAGUACCCUACCCAAGCUUGGCACCACAUUUCUGCCGUGGCUGAGUGAACAGGCAAUGGCUGCCUGACCCAAAGGCAGCCAGCCAUCCUCAGACUUGCAGGUCAUGUGGCCUGAGAGCUCUGCCUGCCCAUCAGGGCUGCACCUUACCAGAAGGGUACCUGGAGACCCUGUUCAAAUCCUCCAUCGGAGUUGGAACUCAAAACCUAACCGGAAAGGAUUCUUAGAGUAGUCGUACGCGUAUUCAGAAGAUAGGAUACUCUAGCCUGAAGGCAGGAAAGAGCAGAGGAUCAGUGGACAGACUACUUCGCCAAUAGACCCUGAUCACUGCCUCUGGUGCUGGUGGGUGUCCCCAGGGCUGGGCAGCUGACGGACGUUAUCUUACCUCACACUGACUAGUCGGCAACUGCCAUCAAAUACAUGGGAGACUCAGGUGCCUCGUUUCACAUAGGUCCCUUUGCUAUAAAAACAAGCAAAUCACUAGUUCUGGAGUUCACUCAGCAUUGUUAAGCAUUUAUUACAUAUAUGCCAAACAUUGUCCUAUGAAGUUUGUAGAAAGUUAAAAGAUAUAAAGGAAAAUGUUACUGUUUGAUAACAUUCCAUACUGUAAAAGUAGAGGCUAGUACCAAGAUGUAGAUUAGAAAAACCAAUGUAAGCUUGUGCCUUUAGAAACAAAACUUUCCAGCCCUUAUGUUGAUACUAAUUUCACUAAAAAGAACCUAUAUUCCAUGUAAGGUAGCUGAUUCCGUAUCUUUGGAUAGGAAGAAUCAAAAUGUCUGAAAUAUCUGGUCCCAGACAGCAGAAAAAACACUGGAAAAGAGCAGGAUGAUACUGAAAGAACAAAAGAGCUUAAAGGGGGUCUUAAGAGCUUUAAGGUUUGUGCUAAGUUGAAUAUUAUUUUAUUUGGACAUGUUGAGUGUGUGAGCAGUCAUUUGUUUAUAAUGAUAGUCAAAGAGAAAAGGUCAUUUAAGCUAUAAAGAGGUCAUAAUGCAAAAGGUGAAAACAAGAUGUUACUAUUAAUGUAAUAAAUGUGGACUUUUUUUAUUA